Molecule: messenger RNA, 686 nt
Organism: Diabrotica virgifera virgifera (western corn rootworm)
Lineage: Eukaryota; Metazoa; Arthropoda; Insecta; Coleoptera; Chrysomelidae
Exons: 3
Coding region: 1-531 (176 amino acids)
Source: RefSeq, a predicted model, not a curated record
AUGUCCAAAUGCAAAAUAGAUAGUUUACCACCGACUGAGGGAGUUCUUAAACAACAUGCCUACAGAACAUAUUUGCAACUACAUUCAUGGUUAAGACAUUUUAAUUUAGUUUUUAAACCAAAUUCUUCGUUGACAAAAGAAUUAAACACCACUGAUUGGGGUUGGAAGAUAUCAAAGGGAGAGUUAAUUCCUAGCUCCCUCCCAGACUCAUUUGAGUAUAAGGUGGUUAAUUUUCACGAAAUAAAUGGAAAUGAUGACGCAUUUAAUGCAGUGAUUAGAGCUAAUAUAACAACACAAGAAGAUGCUCAAAAUUGGCUCAAAGAAUUUGAAAAUAUUAAUAAAGUAAAUUUUAGAGUUCUAAGAACUUAUCCAAAUGAUUCUGUGAAGCUUGUGUUCAAGAAAGACUAUCGAUGCCAUCACAAUACUCAGGCUCAUUUGCCUUCAUCAAAGACAAAAAAUCCGUCAUCUAAACAUGUUAACUGUCAGGCCUUUUUAAUAAUUACAUUGAAACAAUCAAGUAUGAAAAGGUAAAGUUGAUUUGCUAAUCGGAGACACAACUACUGUCUAGUUACGUUGAUAUUUUUUUUGGGAAGUUAGGUUGCUAGACGUGACUGGAAAAGACUACACAACCAAACAUAACUACUCGUAGCCAAUAUUAUUAACAGUAAACAGGCAUAAAUAACAUA